CGCUCGUUUCUUCUUAAGGUGAAACAGCGAACAAGAUUUUGGAAUACAGUUUUAUAAACUCGAUGGUGUGAUACUUUUAAAGAAAAAAAGUAUUACUUAGUGUAUUUGACUAUUCGUGAUUUUAAUUCCGUUCGCAAUUAGUCUGUCGAAGAAAAAUAAACAUUAUUUGACAAUAAACAUUUUUUCAAACGUAUGCUACCAGGUUUUUUGGACUUUUAAUGUAGAAGAAAAAGUACAAAGGAAAUAAAUAUUAACCGGAUUUUCUUAAUCUAAUGUAGCCUUUAUCAAAUGACGUUGGUUUUUGGAAAGUUUUCUUUUCAACGUCGACAACACGUGGGGGAUUGAACAAAGCCUAAACGUUUUCAAAGUUGGACUUUAUCUAUUUUUCAUAUAUUUGAUAUGUGAAAGCAUUCUCUCUUGAAAAGGGGCGCAUCAUGUUUGUCACGCGCAUGCCGCUGUUGGUUUGUGUUUCGACUCUGAUUGUCGAGUUGUUGCUGUUGUUCGACGUAUCGAAAGUGGCUGCCCACGGUGACCACGGAGACGCGGAGUCACUGUUCCAGUGGACUACGAUCGACUACAAUUGGCGGACGAAGACGGAGCGGGAAGCCGCCUUAACUUCCGGUAAAUACGUUCCCUUGCAGAACGCUAUCAACGGAAUUCGCGUCUACGACAAUAAAAUCUUCGUGACGGUGCCGCGCUUCGGGGACGGCGUACCGUCGACGCUCAACACUCUGAUUAACUCCAGGCGACCGUUCCUUUCAAGCAGCACAGUCCUUAAGCCGUAUCCGAGCUGGGAGAUGCAGCAGGAAGGCAACUGUUCGGCCUUCCAGAAGGUUCAGAAUAUUGAGAUCGAUCCGAAGCGCGGGAUUAUGUUCGUCAUUGACACCGGGGGAAAAAACUACGGUUGUCCGGCGAAGUUGGUUAUCUACGACGUUAAAACCGAUGUCGAGAUUCACCGCCAUAUCUUUCCCGACGACGUUGUCUCGCGUGGAACGAACUAUCUGAACGAUCUUGUUAUGGACUACGUCGAAGGAAAAGUUGAGUAUCUGUACAUCACCAAUACUCGCGACUACACCAUUGUCGUUUACGACAUCAAGGCGGACAAGUCGUACUCGUUCACUGACGCGUCGAUGAAACCUGAACCGGGUAAAACCGGCGUUAAGGUGUUGAACGACAUCAUAGAGGUGAACAACGGCGUUAACGGCAUCGCCAUGUCCGCAAAUUUUGAUUACGUCUACUACAGCCCGAUCGCCGGUACCGGAUUGUACCAAAUCCCGACGAAGGUUCUCCGGAACUCGAGCGCCGACUUCGCCGCGCAUGUCCGGAAGGUGGGCGAGAAGCCGUCGCAAGGGGACGGCAUGAUUAUGAGUACGAAGAACAGUCUGUACUUUUCGGUGUUGUCGAAAAACGCAGUCGCCAUGUGGGAGCUGCAUAAAGACGUUAAAAAAUACGGGUCCGAGGGUGAGGUGAUGAUGGAUACGUUGACGUAUGAGGCCAACGACCCAUCGAUGGAAUGGGUAGACUCGCUCGCGCUGGAUCAAUCCGGCUACUUAUGGUUCACGACGAGCCGUCUGCAGUUGUACCUGAACAAUAAGCUCACUAAUGACACGAUAAACUUUCGCAUUUGGCGCGCCUUCGUGCACGAGCCGAGCUAUGCGUAUUUUGACGUUAACGCUAUCAAGCAUGACACGAACGCCCAUGAUCAUCAUCAUGAUCAUUCUCACCACGGAAAUGGGUCAAGAUUAUUGCAGUCGCUAGCUAUGCUCAUCGUCGGGGCGUGGUUUUCCAAACUUGUGGUUUUUAUUACGUCACGCGGUGUUCGGACAUGAUCGGACAAAAUUAUUGGUUUUAUAACGUCUAACGUGUGUCAUAAAAUAUGUUACAAGAACACAAAUAUAAAUAUUAGUUUUAUUAAUGUUGUAAAUAUGUAAAUUUUUGUAAAUAUUUUAUAAAUAUCAUCCACGUGUGAUGUACGGCUUAACAUGUUUGUAUUUGUGUCUUUUUUCUGAA
Messenger RNA from Dreissena polymorpha, 2010 nucleotides. RefSeq names its product major royal jelly protein 1-like. The record is from RefSeq and is a predicted model, not a curated record. The coding region runs from base 435 to 1829 and encodes 464 amino acids. The transcript has a single exon. Lineage: Eukaryota; Metazoa; Mollusca; Bivalvia; Myida; Dreissenidae.